This is a messenger RNA of Chara braunii, 2561 nucleotides long. The record is from the annotation of a GenBank genome assembly. NCBI's taxonomy places the organism in Eukaryota, Viridiplantae, Streptophyta, Charophyceae, Charales, Characeae.
UGCUAGGGGAGCGGCUUCGACAACAGAGUAAGAAAUAAUAACAGCAAUAGUAAUAACAAAUAGCGGCCUCACCUAUGGCUUCAUCAACGGCGCAGAUGGCGAUGGAGGCGGCAUCUGUGCAAGAUGCCAUCGCUGCCGCCAUGCCUGGAGAGGAAGGAGCUGCGCUGGAGAUUGUGUGGAUGCACAAGCAACAGAUGGAAGAGAUUCAUACUGCGCUUGUUCAACAUAGGCCCAAUCUACCAGCAGAUCUUCUCGAGGAGGGUGAGGAGUUGGUUAGUGGUUGGGACGUGGAGCUCCAUGCAGAUCUUUCGUCUCAACGGCCGGGGCUCUUACGGCGAACUGGAGGAGAUGCGAGUAUGAUCGACAGUCAUCUCAACACCAACUUCAGCACAGAGAGCAACGACAUCGCCGGCGAUGAUAAUCAUAAUAUCAAUAGGCAUAACAAUGAUGACGACAAUAAUGGUAACAAUUACUUCGAAGUGAGCAAUAUUGUUGCCGAUGACAAUAACAACAACAUCAAUAUCAGCAAGGAGGGGCAGAAGCUUCACGGCACGUCGCAGGAUCAGUCGUAUGACGCUGAUAACGCUUGUGUUUCAGCCACUCUCGUUAUUGAGGAGGCUGUAACUUCCCGCGAGGAGCUUGAGGAGGGGCAGGUUUCUUGCGGCGAAUCGGAGAUUUUGCCCAAUGAGGAAGGAGGGAAUGGUUUUCGAGGAGGACGGAGAAAGUUGGUCGGCAUCAAGCUCGGUUUGGGAGUCUUGUUAGGGUGUUGUGCUUUGACGAUAGGCAGUUGCAUGAUGUUCUGGUACGAAUGGGUGGCUGACAAGCUCGUUACAAUGAGCAGUCUGACGACUCCCGCAAGCGGCACACUUGCAUCGAAGUCCUCGUUUCCGGACAGCUUCAUCUUUGGAGUGGCAACGUCAGCCUUCCUGGUGGAAGGAGGGCGGCAGGGAGAGGAUGGCAAAGGGAUGAGCAUAUGGGACAGGUGGGACUCCUUCUCCAGAGUACCUCAGGGACGCUCACUCAGCAAUCAGGAUCAUGGCGGCGGCACCCCUCUUCUUCUUCCCACCCCCGAUCAUUACAGCCGAUACAAGGAGGAUGUGGCACUUAUGUCCGACAUGGGAGUAUCAGCCUACCGCUUCUCGAUCUCGUGGUCUCGAGUGUUCCCCGACGGGACCGGUCGGAUGAACGAUGCAGGGAUCGACUUUUACAGCAAACUUGUAGACGAGUUGAUUGCUCAGGGAAUCGAUCCCUACGUCACUCUGUUCGAUUGGGACAUGCCGGCCCGGCUGCAUGACGUUUACGACGGCUGGCUGGAUGACAGAAUGAUCGAGGACUUCGCCGUCUUUGCGCAGACCUGUUUUGCGGCAUUAGGAGAUCGUGUGAAAGCCUGGAUUACUUUUGACCAGCCGGUGUUGUUCGCUGCUCUCGGUUAUGGGAUUGGAACCCACCCCCCUGGGCGUUGCUCCGAUCGCUCUCGCUGCGGGGAAGGCAAGUCGUCGAUCGAACCGUACAUAGUGAUACACAACAUCUUGAGGGCUCACGGCGCCGUUGUCACCCUGUACCGGUCCAACUUCCAGCACCACCAAGGAGGAAGAAUAGGCAUAUAUCUCGGUGCGCUAUGGGCAGAGCCGAUGUCUGUGGAAACACCACAUGAUGCAGCAGCUGCAGAUCGAUACCUGGCGUUCACGUUCGGGUGGUUGAUGGAUGUACUUGCACACGGAGAUUAUCCCGAUCAGAUGAGACGACAGCUUUCGAACCGACUGCCAACCUUCACCCCCGAAGAGAAGAACCAACUGCUACACUCCUUCGACUUCCUCGGGAUCACCUACCUGGCUUCCGGCAACAUAGAGAGCUGGUCGCGAUCCCGAUCUACCCUAGCAGACAGUGGCAUCAAUCCGACGGUGCUGCACUGCAGAGCCGUGAAGAAGGACGACGAUGCGCCGGGGAUAUGCAGCAGCCUGCACUUCCACCUGCUCACAGUCCUGCUUCGCACAAAGGAGACUGACAUCGUGCCCGACCCCCUUGGACGACCCCCCAGGUUCCUCCUCACUGCUGCCCCUUCGGGCCUUCAUAAGCUACUCGUUUGGGUCAAGGAUCGCUACAGCUCCCCUGCCAUCUACGUCACCGUCGGUGUGACUGGGGAGGAGCAUUCCUCCUCCUCGUCGCAGCAAAGUGCAGCGAGAACGCAAUUGGCAGAAGAGAGAGCCUCUCUCUGGGACAUUAAACGGGUGCAAUUUUUUGACAACGUCCUCAUGAGUGCGGCAGAGGCGUUUAGAGAUGGAGUAGACAUCCGAGGGGUGUUCGCUUGGUCGCUUCUCGACAUAUCUGAGCAAGUGCAUGGAUUUGGAUGUCGCUCAGGACUGCACCACAUCUACUUCGAACACAAUGAUCGACGCCGAGUACCUAAGCUGUCUGCUAAGUGGUGGGGGCAGUUCCUUCGAGGAGAAAACUCCCCGUCUUCACCUAAAUAGAACGCCCAAUUAAAAAAAAGAAGAAAAAAAAAAGAACGGGCCGGUCAUGGAUUCAAUAUUGUCGGAUAAUAUUCGUUGCAGCUUUUGCUC